AACUGGAUUUCACUCCAUGAAGAAGAAUUUCAGGAAGUGUUCGAAUGCGGAUUAGAAGCAGCAGUGAUGGCGACUGCAGUGGACCAGGCCGUUGGCAUGAGCCUUGUUGUCUUCAGCCUAGUCCUGUUCACGUACUACUCUGUCUGGGUCAUUGUUCUGCCGUUUGUGGCCCGUGAUCACAUUCUACACAAUUACUUCCUGCCUCGGGAGUACUCUGUCAUUCUACCUGGUGUUGCAGCAAUAGUAGUGCUGAUUUGUAUAGGAGCUUUCACCGCGGUAGUCCUGUGGAAAAAUCGCAAACCAAAGAAAGUGGACUAACAUCAGAACAUGAGGAUGGCGCUACAGAACUGGAUCUUCAUCACACAUCUCACAAAAUGUUCAACAUUCAUUUAUUCAAAUUACAAGACUGAGAUCUGUUUGUAGAUGUUUCUAAAUAGAUACUCUUUUUUCAUUGUAAUUACCUUUUAUCUCUGUCAAACAUUAAGUUUCACAAGUGAUAUAAGUCUAUUAAUUUGGUAAGUCCACAUUAUGUAAAUAGACUAUUUGCAUAGAAAUAAAAGGAAACUUUAUUUGCUGUGUUUGAGCACAAUUGUUAAAAUAUGUGUCUUAAGAGUUGGGUCCCAAAGUGCAGUCAAUUUCAUUUCACCUGAAGGUAUGAAAUGAAAAUGUAUUGUAUAAAUGUAAAUGGGUCUGGGGACUGCAAUUCGGGACAUUGGGAAUAGCUGGACAAAUGGCACUGGAUUCUUGUCAUUACCCAAUGUGUUUAGGAGCCAUUAUCAAGACACCAGGACAUUCAGUUAAAGUUGUAUUUGGUUAUAUGGAUUAGCAGAUUAUGAUAAGCCUUCCCGAUACUGCACAGUUGUCCCGUCUUCAUACAGGUAGAUAUGUAUAAUGCUAUACUGUGGAACUUUCCAGGCAAACAAAACAUCCAUGGAGACCAGUAGGUGGUGGAAAAGUUACCUAGUGACCCUUUAAUUUAGGCUAUAUUAGGCCUAUAUAUUCUGUAGUCUUAUUUGUCUCUUUUAUUGUGAGCAUUGCAGAUCUUCCAGAUCUAUGCUGUUUUUCUCAAUAAAACAUGUUGCACUCAACAGUC
Molecule: messenger RNA, 1093 nt
Organism: Periophthalmus magnuspinnatus
Lineage: Eukaryota; Metazoa; Chordata; Actinopteri; Gobiiformes; Gobiidae
Gene: dpm2
Product: dolichyl-phosphate mannosyltransferase subunit 2, regulatory
Exons: 4
Coding region: 67-318 (83 amino acids)
Biological process (GO): GPI anchor biosynthetic process
Cellular component (GO): endoplasmic reticulum membrane; dolichol-phosphate-mannose synthase complex
Molecular function (GO): enzyme regulator activity
Source: RefSeq, a predicted model, not a curated record